Molecule: messenger RNA, 546 nt
Organism: Moneuplotes crassus
Lineage: Eukaryota; Ciliophora; Spirotrichea; Euplotida; Euplotidae
Source: the annotation of a GenBank genome assembly
AUGUCAGACGGAGAUAACGACCCAGUCAGGUUCUGGAAGCAAGAGCAAAGGAGGAGGGAAGACAACCCCUAUGUCUCCAACAAGUUAUGGAAGCAGACCUGGGAGGACAUGAACUCCAUCAAGUCUGAUAAGCACCCUAAGGAACUAUACACAGAGUGUAUCAGCAACAACGCGUAUUGGAGGUUUUAUACAAGUGGAAAUAACCUCACUGUUGAUGACCUUGCCAUGGCCCUCUGCAAGAACCAAGGCUGUGACCUGAACUACUGAGGACUUAUCAAAAAGUCUAUCCCAAGUGACUGGAGAGGUAGCUCCGACUGCUCCCAUGAGUAUAAAGAGUUCCAGUCAUGAAUCGCCAGAGAAAGAAGAACCUGGCUUGGAAAUAAGCCUGAUAUGUCCAUGUACGACUACAUCCAAAUGAGGUAUGAGAAGGACAAGAAGGAAAACAAGCACAAACCUGUCUUUGAGAUGGAGCUUAAAGAAGAGGGAACAACUCAAACAGAUGAACUACAGAAAGCAAAAAGAAGCCUUGAGCAUGGUUAUAUGUAA